CGGAAAUUUCUGACAUUGGUUUCGGACUUUGUUUCUUGGACGAGGAGAGGACCUUGCUCUGUGGCCUAAAACCCUGUCAAAUCUCUCUCUAAAGCUUUUCUGUUCUUUGCUUCUAACCUUUGUCUUCCUCUUUGAUCUGCAACUCACAAGUCAUUUCUCUCUCUUUUGGUAAAUGGGUUUUGGCCAGUUUGUCCUGGAGAUUAAUGGGGCUCAUGUUUCCAGGUAUUAGAAGAAGGAAUUGGACAUAAGGGACAAAUCCUUAGAUUCAUUUGUGAAGGAGAUUCGGGUUUUAUUUGUUUGGCAUGUGUCACUUAUUAUUGUCUUGAGCUGAAAUUUGGAAAGAUGACAAGGGGAAGGAUAAGGUCAAAGAUCCGGCGGAGCAAUCUUUACACAUUCUCAUGCCUCCAGCCUCAGACCACAGACACUGAAGGACCAAAUGCAGUUCAAGGCUCACGAGUUGUACAAUGCAACCAACCUCAUCUCCAUGAGAAGAAACCUCUGAAGUACUGCUCAAAUUAUAUAUCAACCACGAAGUAUAAUGUUGUUACGUUCUUACCUAAGGCAAUCUUUGAGCAAUUCCGGAGGGUUGCUAAUUUGUACUUUCUUUUGGCUGCUGUUCUUUCACUCACACCAAUUUCGCCAUUUACUCCUGUUAGCAUGAUUGCUCCUUUGGCGUUUGUUGUUGGGCUCAGUAUGGCGAAGGAAGCCCUGGAAGACUCACGUAGGUUUGUUCAGGAUAUGAAGGUUAAUCUCCGGAAAGUUAGUGUUCAUAAAGGAGAUGGUGUUUUUGGUUAUAGGCCAUGGCAUAAGAUUCGGGUGGGAGAUGUAUUGAAAGUGGAAAAGGAUCAUUUCUUUCCUGCUGAUUUGCUUCUCUUGUCGUCAAGUUAUGAGGAUGGGAUUUGCUAUGUGGAGACUAUGAAUUUAGAUGGUGAGACAAACUUGAAAGUAAAGAGAUGUUUGGAAACAACUUUGUCUUUGGACAAUGAUGAAUCUUUCAAGGAUUUCUUGGGGAAAAUCCGAUGUGAAGACCCAAACCCCAGUCUUUACACCUUUGUGGGUAAUUUGGAGUAUGAUCGUCAGGUUUUUCCUCUUGAUCCUACUCAGAUUCUCCUCAGAGAUUCAAAGCUCAGGAAUACAGCUUUUGUGUAUGGUGUGGUGGUUUUCACUGGUCAUGAUAGCAAAGUCAUGCAGAAUGCGACAAAAUCCCCUUCGAAAAGGAGCACAAUAGAAAAAAAGAUGGAUAAUAUUAUAUACAUCCUUUUCACUCUCCUUGUAUUGAUCUCAUUGAUCAGCUCACUGGGAUUUGCUGUGAAGACUAAGUACCAAGUCCCGGACUGGUGGUACUUACAACCCAAGAAACCUGAUGGCGUAUUUGAUCCUACAAAUCCUAGCUUGUCUGGAUUUUAUCAUCUGAUCACUGCUCUCAUCCUUUAUGGAUAUUUAAUACCCAUCUCGCUUUAUGUUUCAAUUGAGGUUGUGAAGGUUUUGCAAGCAACCUUCAUUAACCAAGACAUACAUAUGUAUGAUGAAGAGAGUGGGAAUACCGCACAAGCACGGACGUCAAAUUUGAAUGAGGAAUUGGGUCAGGUAGACACAAUCCUUUCUGAUAAAACUGGCACUUUGACAUGCAAUCAGAUGGAUUUUCUAAAGUGCUCCAUCGCCGGUACAGCAUAUGGUGUGCGUUCUAGUGAAGUUGAAGUUGCUGCUGUACAACAAAUGGCUAUUCAGGAGGAGGAGGAAGUAGACCUUUCCAAUUUUCCCAAGCGGAGAGGUGGUCGACAUGUUUCACGGGAUAAUGUCGAAAGAGCUUCUGAAAUUGAACUAGAGACUGUCAUCACUUCUAGUAAUGAAAAUGAUCUAAAACCUACCAUAAAGGGAUUUAGCUUUGAGGACAGUCGCCUGAUGAAUGGAAAUUGGUCUAAAGAGCCCAAAGCUGAUGUCCAUUUAUUAUUUUUCCGGAUAUUAGCAAUUUGUCACACUGCAAUUCCUGAGUAUAAUGAAGCCACUGGGAGUUUUACAUAUGAAGCAGAGUCACCUGAUGAAGGGGCUUUUCUUGUUGCAGCGAGAGAAUUUGGUUUUGAAUUUUUUAGAAGAACUCAAUCAAGUGUGUUUGUCCGUGAAAGAUAUUCCAAUUCUGGAGAGCCAGUUGAGAAGGAGUAUAAAAUUUUGAAUGUACUGGAUUUCUCCAGCAAAAGAAAGCGAAUGUCUGUAAUUGUGCAAGAUCAGGAGGGACAAAUUCUGCUUCUGUGCAAAGGUGCUGACAGCAUCAUUUUUGAUCGACUUUCAAGGAAUGGAAAAAUGUAUGAGGAAACCACUACCAGGCAUUUGAAUGAAUAUGGAGAAGCUGGAUUGCGUACAUUGGCACUUGCUUAUAGAAAGAUUGAGGAGUCCCAGUAUGCCACCUGGAAUAACGAAUUUCAGAAAGCCAAAACAUCUAUUGGCGGUGAUAGAGAAGCAAUGCUUGAGAGGGUAUCAGAUAUGAUGGAAAGAGAGUUGAUACUUGUUGGUGCUACUGCUGUCGAGGACAAACUGCAAAAAGGGGUGCCCCAGUGCAUUGAUAAACUUGCACAAGCUGGUCUCAAGAUUUGGGUUUUGACAGGAGAUAAGAUGGAAACAGCAAUCAACAUAGGAUUUGCCUGUAGUUUACUUCGACAAGGAAUGAAGCAGAUCUGUAUAACAACGACAAAUUCAGAUGCAUUAGUCAAAGAUGGCAAAGAGUUGUUUUUGGUCACUGAACAGGGUGCGAAAGAGAACAUUUUGAAUCAAAUCACCAAUGCCACUCAGAUGAUAAAGCUGGAGAAGGACCCACAUGCUGCAUUUGCACUGAUUAUUGACGGGAAAACUUUAGGCUAUGUUUUAGAUGAUAAUAUGAAGCAUCAAUUUUUGGGAUUAGCGGUUGAUUGUGCUUCUGUCAUAUGCUGUCGUGUCUCUCCCAAGCAAAAAGCAGAGGUAACCAGGUUAGUUAAAGAAGGAACUGGAAAAACCACCCUAGCUAUAGGUGAUGGUGCAAAUGAUGUUGGAAUGAUUCAAGAAGCUGACAUUGGUGUUGGCAUCAGUGGGGUUGAGGGUAUGCAGGCUGUGAUGGCUAGUGACUUCUCCAUUGCCCAGUUUCGGUUUUUGGAGAGACUUCUGGUAGUACAUGGACACUGGUGCUACAAGAGGAUUGCUCAGAUGGUUUGCUAUUUCUUCUACAAAAAUAUAGCAUUUGGUCUUACCCUCUUCUACUUUGAGGCAUUUGCGGCCUUUUCUGGACAGUCAAUUUAUGAUGACUGGUACAUGCUAUUGUUUAAUGUUAUACUUACCUCAUUGCCUGUCAUUUCACUUGGAGUUUUUGAACAAGACGUCUCUUCUGAGGUCUGCCUACAGUUCCCUGCACUAUAUCAGCAAGGACCCAAAAACCUGUUCUUUGACUGGUACAGGAUACUGGGUUGGAUGGGCAACGGUCUCUAUUCCUCCCUCGUUAUUUUCUUCCUCAACAUUGUCAUAUUCUAUGAUCAGGCAUUCCGUGUUGGAGGCGAGACAGCUGAUAUGGAAGCUGUAGGUACGACAAUGUUCACUUGCAUCAUCUGGGCUGUUAACUGCCAGAUUGCACUCACUAUGAGCCACUUCACAUGGAUCCAACACCUCUUGGUUUGGGGCAGCAUUGUCACGUGGUACCUGUUUCUCUUUCUCUAUGGCAUGAUGUCACCGCUUAUUUCUGGAAAUGCCUACCAAAUUCUAGUUGAAGUUCUUGGUCCUGCUCCUAUUUAUUGGGCAGCCACCCUUUUAGUAACAAUCACUUGUAAUCUUCCUUACCUUGCCCACAUAUCUUUCCAAAGAUGUUUUAAUCCAAUGGAUCAUCAUAUCAUCCAAGAAAUCAAGUACUACAAGAAAGACAUUGAAGAUCGACACAUGUGGACUAGGGAGCGAUCCAAGGCUAGACAGGAAACCAAGAUUGGGUUCACAGCAAGGGUGGAGGCAAAGAUUAGGCAGUUGAGAGGGAGGCUACAAAAGAAGCAUUCUUCAAACUUGGGUGCAUCAUGAUCAUGCCGAUGAUUUUAUCAGUUUUGAAAAUUUUCUUAGGGUUUGUAGCCAUUCAUAGUUUUAUACAGUGGCCUUUUUUAUAAUUUUUUUUUGUAAUUUUAAUCCAGUUUCAUUCGUUAUAGAAAUGUAUUAGAGCUUUGUAUGUACAACAUUUAUAGAGAUUUAUAGAGUUAGCAGCUUGUGAAGAUAGAAACUGGAGUCUGGUCUGGGUAUCAUGCACAUCACUAUUGGCUGUAAUUGGCUUCUUUACAAAUUCUAGAUAUAUAUCAUCCUAUAUUUGUUCAAAAUA
Messenger RNA from Quercus robur (English oak), 4312 nucleotides. RefSeq names its product probable phospholipid-transporting ATPase 4. Gene Ontology annotation, molecular function: ATP binding; magnesium ion binding; ATPase-coupled intramembrane lipid carrier activity. The coding region runs from base 343 to 4023 and encodes 1226 amino acids. The record is from RefSeq and is a predicted model, not a curated record. Lineage: Eukaryota; Viridiplantae; Streptophyta; Magnoliopsida; Fagales; Fagaceae. Gene Ontology annotation, biological process: phospholipid translocation. Gene Ontology annotation, cellular component: plasma membrane. The transcript has 11 exons.